This is a messenger RNA of Fusarium falciforme, 6252 nucleotides long. RefSeq lists its product as hypothetical. Gene Ontology annotation, molecular function: protein binding. The transcript has 2 exons. Gene Ontology annotation, biological process: mitotic spindle organization; regulation of mitotic cell cycle. NCBI's taxonomy places the organism in Eukaryota, Fungi, Ascomycota, Sordariomycetes, Hypocreales, Nectriaceae. The coding region runs from base 1 to 6252 and encodes 2083 amino acids. The record is from RefSeq and is a predicted model, not a curated record. Gene Ontology annotation, cellular component: mitotic spindle.
AUGGCGGCGACUCCCUCCCACGGCCGCUUCAAGUUCACUCCCUCCAACUCUCCCUUCUUAGCUCGCCCAACUCGGUCCUCCAGGUCACCCAUGCGCGGUCGCACCACUUUGAAUGACUCCUCCAAGCUCUCCUUGAAGCGUGUUAUCGGCACCACUUGCUCCUCGCCCACGGGCUUCGACACACUACCCUCCUCGUUCGCUUAUAUCGCUGGCGGCGCUGUCGUUGUGGUGGAUGUUAAUGGCGAGAAUCAUACCCAGCGCUUUUACCGAGCUCGACCAACUGCUGUACCUUUGUACUCGGUAGCAACAUUUCAGAAUACACCUUCGACACCGACAGGAACUCCCAAGGCCAACGACAGCCGUGGCCGUGUUGCACCGAGCUUUCGAAACUCACCUCAUGCCCCCACUGACUGGAACGAAUCUCCCGGAAGCAACACAUGGACCAGUCGUGAACGAAUCAAAGCUGCUACAUGUCUCGCGCUGAGCCGAGAUGGCAAAUAUUUGGCUGUUGGCGAGACUGGAUACGCUCCUCGCGUCCUGAUUUUUAGCUUGCACGAUACUUCUUCGGAUACCCCCCUCAUCUCUAUUAGUGAGCAUGCUUUUGGCGUCACAGCCGUAGCAUGGUCCUCAGACACUCAGUACUUGGCAUCCCUUGGUGCCGCCAACGAUGGAUUUAUCUAUGUUUGGAAGGUCGACCCUCGCACGGGUGCGGCCAGGCUCUUCAAACAGAACAGGUGCACAUCCUAUGUCAAAGACAUGGUCUGGAUGGGCAACUGUCUCAUUACGCUUGGAGUCCGCCACGUGAAGAUGUGGAAGCCCGAUGACGGGCCAGCCAUUUCUCCUACGAAGCAAAAAUUCUUGAAUGACCAGCCACCGGCGUCGACUCCUCCCUCUCAGAGAACCCUGCCAGGGCGUAAUAUCUUGCUGGGGUCUCUUCUGGAAACUACUUUUACUUGCGCUGCUGUUGUCAAAGACUCCGGCCUUAUCCUCUGCUCUGAAACGGGCGAUGUGUGCAUUCUGGAGGAUGACGACAGGCAGAUGAGGUUACAAAAAGUCCUUGGUCUGGACUUUUCUAUCACCUCGAUUGCCAUCCGAGGCAAUCUUGCCUACAUUGGAGGCAAAAACGGUCAUUUUGCCGUGCUGGAUGCCGUGGCUGUCUUGGACGGCAAGCCCGCAUCAGCAUGCAUCCGCGAGACGACAGCGCCCUCCACAGGGCACGUCGCGCUAGGAUUUCUGGCGGACAAGCUCGUGACUAUCGAUUCACGGCAUUGUAUCGACAUCUGGAAUUAUGACCAUGUUCCGGGCAAGGAUGCCCAAGCUGUGGCCAGCGUCCCUAUUCCUGGCCAUGGACAACCAGUUACGGGCAUUCAAAUGCUACAGAAGCCGAAUUAUCUGGACGCAUCGUUCCUGACUUGGACAGUCACAGGCAAUGUUACUUUCUGGACACUGGAAGGCCAAGUCAAAGCCUGUGUUGAUGUCCCGAUUGAGAUCACCGAGUCGGAGAAUGACCUGGUGGGACCUAUCAACCAGCUAACGUGCGCUCGCACAACGAGUGAUGGCAAGCUGCUCGUCUCAGCAGACCGACUUGGUGUCCUGCGCGUCACCGACAUUGCGACAAAGGACUCCAUACUCGACAUCAAAGCUCACACGGCCGACUGCCGUUGCGCGAGCGUUUACGAUACCGGCUCAAAGUUUCUCAUGGCUUCUUGCGGUAGGGACCGCACCACACAACUUUUCCACCGGACAGUGGAUGGCUCUAUCGAGCACUUCCAGACACUGGAAUUUGCUGCCAAGGUCGUUCAAGUCCUCAUUCCAUCUGACGACAAGGUGUUGACCUGCUCCUUUGACCGGACGUUGCAAAUAUACGACAUUAUUACAAAAGAAGGCGAUCCAGAUGCUAUCGCUGCCAUUCCUUCUAGGGUUAUUUCACUAAGAGCUUCUCCCAGUUCCAUGGUCCUGGGCCCCGGCCAAAGGACCGUAUUUGUUUCGCUUUUGGAUCGAUCCAUUUGCCAAUACGACCUCAACACGGGUCGCAAGAUUUCUUGUUUCAAGUGCACGGACGAGGGCAGGGGAGACUCUGCUGUUCUCGACUCGCUCUCCUUUGGCCAAUGGCCACCCAAAGACCAGGAUUUUCUAUUAGGGACAUCCAACACGGACAAGUCCAUCAGGUUAUACGACGCCCAAACGGGGAGUUUCUUGGACCGCGAAUGGGGACAUACGGAAGCAAUCAACGGGGUUUGCUUGGUUGAGGAUGAAGACGGAAGCCGCAAGGUAGUGAGUGUUGGUUCGGACGGGACCAUGAUGAUUUGGUUGCUGGAUCUGAACGAUCCAGUCCCCGGUUCGAUGAGUAGGGAUCCGUCGCCGGCCAAGGAUAUUGUUUCUGGACGACCGCCACUCCGAAGAGUAUUGUCAAAAGCUGAGCUGGCCGAGUUUCAGCGCCCUUCGACAGCAUCAGGUCGAAGAUCACCACCACGGACGCUCCAGCGACGGACUUCUCGAUUCAAUUUGGCUGCGAGUGUGACAAGGACGCCGACAAACACCUUCCCAACGAGCCCUGGAAGCACAGCUGUUGAAGAUACACCCUCACGACGACCUUCAGGAGACAGCCGGGUCAGCCCUCCAGUUAGUCCCAGAGCAAAGGUCACUCGGCGGCCAUCACUCCCGGCGUUGGGGACAACUGCUCGCAAGAAGACAUCGUCCUCCAACCUACGGUCUGGUUUCGGAUCAUUGAAUAUGGCGACAGAACAGACCUGUCGUCAGUUGCGAACAUACCGAAAGAAACUUGCUUCCUCGGAACCCAUCAGUCAAGACAACCUGACCGAACUGGAUCAGGAGCUGCGAUUGACAGCGGCUGCGCUUGGCGAUCGGGCCAUUCGAAGCAAGGCGAUGAACGAGACGGUCUUGAGUGGCUUACUCGACCAAUACUCGGAGAGGCUGACCGUGACCGUGGCGCCGGUUCAUCUUCUUGCGAGACGUGAAGGCCCCCUGGAUAGCUGGCGAGGUGGACCGCGGGGCAUGAAUCAACCGGCCGCCUACACGCCCCUCGAGUCGCUGUUGCUAUUCCAGUCGGUGGUGACCAAUGGAGUCGACACUGGGGCCUUCGCGCGCAUCUCGGAGUCUCUGAUCAGCAACUCGCUCAUCAAGGAUGAUCCUACAUACGAUCCCACGCGACUGCAGCCGGAUGCGCUGCAUCAGCUGUUCCUGCUGUUGCUAAGGGAGGAGUUGAGGACCGAGGCGGAGCGCGGGGAUGCGACAGCAGAUGGAUCACCAGGGUCAAGGAAGAGGAAGUUGGGGACACCGCCGCUGCCGACGCUUAAGGAGGUCUACGAAAAUGUCGAAAAAAUACCUGCGCUUGUCGAGACACUCUACGCACGAUACCGCGAAAACAUCGUCAAGCAGAUCCGCGAGGACGAGCGGCGAUUCGAGAAUGUCCGUGGUGAGAUUCAGCUGCUUGAGCGGACUGAGAGAGAGCGACGCGCAAGGGCGGCAAGUCAGAAUGGAACACCGGUGCUCGCCUCGCGGGAUGCGAAGCCUGUCCUCGCGCCCAACGGGCCAACCGCAUCACCGACUCCAACCCCGAACUCUACGACGCCGGCAACUGUGCGGAGGGGACCUACACCGCAUACGCCCGUGAUCCCACCAAAGCCUCCGAUUUCUCACGUUGCGCCACCAACUGUUACUCCGCCGAGUCAUCUUCCCUCUGGGACGCCGCCAGUCCGACCUACAGCACCUUCAAAGCCUCCUAAUGGGAGUGGUUCUGUUCUUCAACCUCCCGCAGGUGUCCCCCAAACUGGUCCACGACCGCUGCAACCACCGCAAGCGCACCCUCCAAAGCAAGCACUUACUCCACGGCCCGAGGUUGGAAUCAAACCAAAGGAAGCCAAUGCGACUCCUCAGACUGUGACCCCGGUAGCGGCUCCCCUCAAGUGGGAGAAGCCGUAUCAGCCUCCUCAAGCAGCUCAUACGACACCACAACGACAACACCAGCCUCCUACACAAGGACCGACGGCUCCUCCCGGGGUACAACAGCAGCAACAGCAGCAGCAUCAACCACAACAGCCACACCAUCAACAGCAGCAGCACAUACCACACCCGCAACAGCAACAGCAUUGGUACCCUCAGCAAACUGCUCAGUUUUCUCCUCAAACUGCUGCUCAACCUCGCCCUCAGACACCGCAACACGCUCAACACCAGCCUCGACCACAGGCACCUGCUCAACAUCCACCACAGGCCCAGCAGGCCCAGCAGGCCCAGCAGGCCCAGCAGGCUCAGCAGGCUCAGCAAGCUCAGCAACAUGCCCAGCAACAUGCUCAGCAGGCUCAGCAGGCGAAACCGCAGCAUCAGCAACGACCAAAUCCCCCUCAAACUCCCCAAACUCCCCAGCACCCGCAGCCGUCUCUACCACAGCAUGCCACUCCCCAACAGGCUCAACAUCCUUCACCGGCACAGCGUGCUCAGCAAGCUCUGCCUGUUCAACAGACUCAGCAGGCCCAGCAGGCCCAACAGGCCCAGCAUACCCCAGCCACUCACCAACCGCAGCCGCCACGACCACAGCAACAGCAACAGCAGCAGCCGCCACGACCGGCUUCUCACAAACCGGUCCUUGUGCCUCCUCAGCAUGCGGGACAACUGGCACCCCCUUUGCAGCCAGCUCCUCCACGACCAAGUGGCGAAACCAAUGUUCAAGCCCCUCAAGCUCGACCAGCGUCAACCACGCCUGUGCCGCACCCAAGCCGCCCUAUCCAACCGCCACAAGGACAAGCACAGCAGGUUCCUCGUCAAAUUGCUUCAGCCUCGCCGACUCCUUCUGCAGGAAGUACUGGCCCUAUUGCUCCACCACAACAAAGAUGGCCACCAGGAUAUGUGUCUCAACAGGCACAGCACCCCUCGCCGUCUGGUUCUCCUGCACCGCUGGCAUCGAAAGCGGAUAACAAAGCUUAUACUUCUCCUUAUGUUGCUCAACCCCCACGGCCUGCGAUUCCUGAACAUAUUAUCCGCCAAGCCGUCAACACACCUGUCAAGCGGCUUGGAACACCUUCUACACCACAUACCCCAAUUUCAGCUACGCCAACACAUCUCACCCAUGGUUUUGGAACUAGAUGGGCCUCACAAUCGACGCCUUCCACUCCACGUCCCCUUAGUGGGGAACCCCAAAGUCCCGCGUACGAGCCGGUUAGCCCUCCUCAAAAGCCGGCAGCCCUGCCCAGCUCUGCUGGCUCAACACCAAGACCUUCCAAGCGACAGGCCCCCAAGUCGGUACCGAAGACGGAGCCCAAUGUUCCCAAGUCUAUUCGAGGACGAUCGGCUCGAGCGGCACCCAAGAGCCGCGGGAUUAGUGCUACUCCGUCCUUGACUCGAUCCAGACGUAGUCAGUCUGUCAUGUCUCAUACGGAUGAUCACACGACGCAACCCUCUGAGUCGGCGCCCAAGAUCAAGGAUGAGGAUGCGACACCUCGGCCUACAGAGGACACUGGUGAUACCACAGCAGACGAGAGUGUUCCCGGUCGACCCCUGAUUGUGACCCCGAGCAGCGUGUCGUCGCGACUGCAGAAGCGAAAGCGACAGGAUACGCCCUUGGAGCCUCCGCCGGCGACGACGCAAGUCCUGUGGACUCGUGGUUUCACCAAGGUUUCCUCGUCGGCUCUGGACCAGAUCUCGAGCCACCGUGAUGCCAAUAUGUUCGCAACUGCCCUUCGGGAGAAGGACGCGCCCAACUAUCACCAAAUUGUGCUGCAGCCACAGGAUAUAACGUCUAUCCGCUCUGCUAUCAAGCAUGGUAAUAAAGCAGCCGUCCAGGCUGCCGCGGGCCUACCAGGUGGCGACCCUGGCACAGCGCACGUGUGGUUGCCGCUGUCUGACGAGCUCGUCCCUCCAAAGGGGAUCAUCAACAGCGCCCAGCUUGAACGUGAGCUUGUCCACAUGUUCUGCAAUGCCAUCAUGUACAACCCCGAUCCCGACCGUGGCCCUGGACCAGCGUUUAUGAAACGGUCCCAGGACGAGGAAGAAGAAGUAGUGGGCUAUCGCCUCGACGAGAACGGCGUGGUGAAGAACACCCGCAGCAUGUUCGUCGAGGUUGAGAAGCUCCUGGGCGAGCUACGGAGCGCGGAAAAGGAGCGCAGCGCGCCACCGCCGUCUACCAACCGUCCUGCAAGUGUUGCCACGCCCGCCGAGGAGACGGGCGAUGAUGAUGACGAGCCAGGCGAGCGCGAGACGGGGACGGUUAAGAGACGUCGAAUUGGAACCAGGGGAUGA